Messenger RNA from Musa acuminata subsp. malaccensis (wild Malaysian banana), 1392 nucleotides. Its product is annotated as probable protein ABIL5. Lineage: Eukaryota; Viridiplantae; Streptophyta; Magnoliopsida; Zingiberales; Musaceae. The record is from RefSeq and is a predicted model, not a curated record.
GAAUGGAAUUCAUGGACCCAUUCCAGAUGUCCAAAUUCCAAAGGACAAUGUGCUGUCAUCUGCAUCCUCAUCAUUCAUGUGAUUGAAGGCUUAAACACUGAUAGUUAAUAUGCCGUUAGCACAAGAAUUCAAGUGUACAUCCCAUUGUCAUCCCCACGUCCAAAUUAUCCCUACCAACCACAACGAGGGCGGCCAAAUGGAAGGUUGCCAAGUGUUUGAUGUUUCUCAAUGGUGGUGGUAGAGAAUAUAUUAAUCUCGAUCAUAUACUGAUACUAUGAUAAAAGUGCACAUAAAUCGAGGUGUGAUAUGGGACUUACUUGACUUGUUUGUCCGUAGCUUCGUGGAAAAUAGAUUCGAAGGCAAGUAAGUGAUCACGCGACUGGGAACGUCUCGUCAUCUUCUUCUCAAAGCAUCCACCAUCUGCUGCUGCUGCUGCCUUACAGAUUGAUGGAGGAAGGCAAAGAUACCAAGGAGUCGACAACCGUCAUUUCCAAAGUGCCAUCGACUCAGUACAGGGAGGACGAGAGCGAGGAAGAGCGUUUCCACCAUGCUCUACUGGAGUUGAAGGACCUGCGCUCACAGCUCCACCAUGCAGCGGAUUACUGCGAGACUGCGUUUUCCAAGUCCGAGCACAAGAAAAUGAUUUUGGAGGGUACAAAGAGCUAUAUAUGUGAAGCCAUGGUGGCAGUCGUCGACCAUUUAGGAAAUGUCUCCUCCAAGCUGGAGCAGAGUCCCCUUGCCAAUGCCGUGGUUGUGCAGACAGAGCAAAGGAUUGAUUGCUUGAAGCAGAGACUUCUCACCUGUCAGCACUAUGCUACAAGUCUCGAAUUGGCUAGCAUGCAACUAAGCAUCAAGUUCCCUCGACAACACCAGCAUUAUGUUUCACCAGCGGCCCAGUGUAUUGGGAAGUCAAGUGAUGAUCUCUCCAGGACGGAGGGGACAAAUUCUCAACCAUCUGAAGUUCCUAUCACCAAAGACCAUUCAUCAGUGAUGGAACAUUUCUUGGGUUCCCAAGCUGGUACUCAUUUCAUGCCGGCAAGCAAUGGAACGAUUUCGGGAGUAGAGCUUGCUAAAGCAGUUCCAGUUCUAGAAGGACCAUCCAUACUCUCAAAACCAAGUAAUUCUUCAUUUAGUUGCAAGUCAGAGGAUCUAUAUAUGCUGGAAGGUGUCAAUCAAAAAAAGAAGCCCCUGCAAAUAGACAACUUUUUGUCAUUCUUGCGAUUUAAUAAAAGAAAGAUAUAAAAAGUGCAUUAUGGAUAUCGCUACUCGAUCCCUUAUUUAAACAUCAAUUUUACUUGUGGUCCUAUAAUUUUGCAUUUAAUUAGAAGCCAUCAGCUGCCUAUGUUCUUCUAAGUGUGACACAGGUUGUGAAUGUUUAGCAUCUUGAAUGGG